AAACCGAAACUAAAAGUUUGAGUUCGUCUUGUGAUAAGACUACAUUUCUGAACGCUAUAUACCAAAGCUUACAACUUCUGUCUUAUUUAUCGGUCAGUUUUAGAAACCAGGAUGUCCCACACAGUCUUACCCAUGAACUCUUCAACACUCGUCAUCCAGUUUCAACCAGUAACACAAACAGCUCCGGUGACGACGGAGACAAAUGCUCCUGCGCCUGUUUAUGUACAACAGAUGACGGGAGCUUCAUCUCUUCAUGGACUUCAGGCAUUUCUGAAAGGACAACCGAAAGCCCUUGGGACGGUCCAGAUUAUGAUCGGUUUGCUGACUCUGCUGUUUGGCAUUGUGGCUAAAGUUUACACUGAUCCCAUCUUCGUCUAUGCUGGUAUUCCUUUCUGGGGAUCUCUCAUUUACAUUAUCUCAGGCUCACUCUGCAUUGCUGCCGAGAACAAAAUUAAUUCACCCUCCAGUUUGUGUUUGGUGAGGGCUUCACUGGGAAUUAAUAUUUUCAGUACUAUCACCGCAGGCAUUGCCAUUAUUUUUCUUUCAAUGGAUUUGGUUUUAGGUCCAUACACAUACUGCUGGGCUCAUUUCUGUGAUCAUUUAACAAGUAAUUAUGAGACUGUCUUCAGAGGAAUCAGAAUUGUGUUACUAUUAUUCGCAGUGCUUGAGUUUAUCAUCUCCAUCUGUUUGUCAGCAUUUGCCUGUAAAGCCAACAGCUACAGUUCUUCUCUGAUACCUGUGACCAGCAGCUCUUCCAUUCAUCACCAUCCUGCAGACGCGCCGCCAGAAUACACUGAAUGCAAUCAAUAUGAAUAAGUGGACAGUAUUCCUUUAUAAAAACAAAAAACAUGGGAAUUUCCAUACAUAGAAACUAUACUGCAGUAUAUUCAUGGGCCAUAUAUGGCUAUAUA
Carassius carassius (crucian carp) is the source of this 911-nucleotide messenger RNA. RefSeq names its product membrane-spanning 4-domains subfamily A member 15-like. The transcript has 7 exons. Bases 112 to 816 code for a protein of 234 amino acids. The record is from RefSeq and is a predicted model, not a curated record. Lineage: Eukaryota; Metazoa; Chordata; Actinopteri; Cypriniformes; Cyprinidae. Gene Ontology annotation, cellular component: membrane.